AUGGCGUCGCAACUACUCCCACUUGAAUUAAUUGAUAAAUGCGUUGGAUCCAAGAUCUGGGUUGUUAUGAAGGGAGAUAGAGAGUUCAGCGGAACUUUGCUUGGAUUCGAUGAUUACGUUAAUAUGGUUCUGGAGGACGUUACAGAAUUUGACUAUACAGGAGCCCAAACUAAGCUUCCUAAGAUCUUGCUAAAUGGAAAUAAUGUUUGCAUGUUAAUUCCCGGCGGUGAGGGUCCAGUGGGCUCUGCAAGCUAG
Messenger RNA from Coccidioides immitis RS, 255 nucleotides. Its product is annotated as U6 snRNA-associated Sm-like protein LSm5. The transcript is spliced from 6 exons. Gene Ontology annotation, cellular component: U4/U6 x U5 tri-snRNP complex; U6 snRNP; Lsm1-7-Pat1 complex. The record is from RefSeq and is a predicted model, not a curated record. The coding region runs from base 1 to 255 and encodes 84 amino acids. NCBI's taxonomy places the organism in Eukaryota, Fungi, Ascomycota, Eurotiomycetes, Onygenales, Onygenaceae. Gene Ontology annotation, molecular function: RNA binding. Gene Ontology annotation, biological process: mRNA splicing, via spliceosome.